CUACAACAACACCACAGCUCAUGCAAAGGCUGUAGGCUGUUGUGUAGGUCUGCCAAGGCAUGCACACUUCACGGUCCCUCCACGCAGGUCCACCUGGCAAGCAGAGUGGAUGUGUGAUUUGUGGGCACGGCAUGCAUGAAUGCAAGGCAAAGCCCGAGUGGUUCGCAAGUAAACGAACCCACACACGCGCACGCAUCGCGAGUUAGUGGUGAUGACGGCUAGGCUGCAGCGCCGGCGCAGGUAGCACGGAGUGUCCGCUUACAAGCGUCGGAGGACCCAAACAGGAAUCUAUCAAAACCCUCACGGAGUCACCAGCCGUGUAUGGGCGCUAUGUCCGGCCGCUAUCGCCAGCUCUUCGUCCCUCCCACGACAGCGGGAGGCGAAAACAGGUUGCUUGUAACAGGAUCAGCUGAUCCGCUUCAGUUUAGCAUAAAUCCAGCAGGGUAGAAUGAAUUGGAUCUCAGUUCCAGUCUGGCUCAGGCUCAUCAUCCCAGCACUCCAGUUAUCUUGCUCUGACGGGAUUGCCAGAGCUAAUCGCCUGCCUGUUCAACUGUAUUGGUGCAGCCGGCAGCAAGCAGGUCGUCCAAUACUCAGAAAGCAGAGUUGACCAGGAAGCCGGAAUCAACGCCGCUGGCAGAGCAAUGGAGAGUCCGGUGGCACCGCAUUUGGUCGGCACUCGUCCGACGCUGAUGGACGAGCUUGUCGAGCAAGGUUACGACCUCAACAGGCUCAAGACUCCAGAGCGGACAUUGCAGACGAUCAAGCCGAACAUGGACGAUCAGGAUCAGAACAUCAGGCCACCCUACUCAUACAUAGCUCUCAUCGCUAUGGCCAUUCUCCAAUCGAAGGAUGGCAAACUAACCAUUGCUCAGAUCUACGACUUCAUUGAGAAGCGAUUUUCCUACUAUCGCAACUUGCGACCGUCCAAAGGCUGGAAGACCAACGUCAGACAUUACCUGUCAAUGAGCAAAUACUUCUAUCAGCCGGAGAAAUUUUUUUCAAGAGGAAGCUACUGGAUGCUGGCAACGAACUGCGAGCGCAUGUUUGAAAAAGGCAACUACAGGAGACGAAAGCGGGACCGUCCAAAUGAAGAUGAAGUGCAGGGUACGGGUCACUAUAACCCGUCGUCGUACGCGCUUGGCCAUUACACUGACAACGAAACGGUCUUGAGGCAGCAGCCACCGCAACAGCAGUCACCGCAACAGCAGUCACCGCAACAGCAGCAACAGCAGCCACAGCAACAGCAGCCACCGCAACAGCAGCAACAGCAGUCACCGCAACAGCAGCAACAGCAGCCACAGCAACAGCAGCCACCGCAACAGCAGCAACAGCAGCCACCGCAACAGCAGCAACAGCAGCCACAGCAACAGCAGCCACCGCAACAGCAGCAACAGCAGCCACAGCAACAGCAGCCACAGCAACAGCAGCCACGGCAACAGCAUCCACCGCAACAGCAUCAACAGCAACAGCAGCAACAGCAGCCACCGCAACAGCAGCCACCGCAACAGCAGCCCCAGCAACAGCAGCCAUCGCAACAGCAGCCAGAGCAACAGCAGCCAUCGCCACAGCAACAGCAGCCACAGCAACAGCAGCCACCGCAACAGCAGCCACCGCAACAGCAGCUACCGCAACAGCAGCAACAGCAGCCACAGCAACAGCAGCCACCGCAACAGCAGCCACAGCAACAGCAGCAACAGCAGCCACGGCAACAGCAGCCACCGCAACAGCAGCCAUCGCAACAGCAGCCACAGCAACAGCAGCCACCGCAACAGCAGCCACAGCAACAGCAGCAACAACAGCCACGGCAACAGCAGCCACCGCAACAGCAGCCACCGCAACAGCAGCCACCGGAACAGCAGCCACGGCAACAGCAGCCACGGCAACAGCAGCCAUGGCAACAGCAGCCAUGGCAACAGCAGCCACGGCAACAGCAGCCACCGCAACAUCAGCAACAGCAACAGCAACAGCAGCAUUUGGUCGGCACUCGUCCAACGCUGAUGGACGAGCUUGUCGAGCGAGGUUACAACCUCAACAGGCUCAAGACUCCAGAGCGGACAUUGAAGACGAUCAAGCCGAACAUGGACGAUCAGGAUCAGCACAUCAAGCCGCCCUACUCAUACAUAGCUCUCAUCGCUAUGGCCAUUCUCCAAUCGAAGGAUGGCAAACUAGCCCUAACCCAGAUCUACGACUUCAUUGAGAAGCGAUUUUCCUACUAUCGCAACUUGCGACCGUCCAAAGGCUGGAAGAACAGCAUCAGACAUAACCUGUCCCUGCAGAAAUACUUCUAUCAGCCGGGGAAAAAACAUACAAAAACAAGCUACUGGAUGAUGGCACCGAACUGCGAGCUCAUGUUUGAAAGCGGCAACUACAGGAGGCGAAUGCGGGAACGUCCGAAUGAAGAUGAAGUGCAGGGUACUGGUCACUACAAACCGCCGCUGGACGCGCUUGGCCAUUACACUGACGACGAAACGGACUUGUGGCAGCAGCCACCGCAUCAGCAGCCACAGCAACAGCAGCCACCGCAACAGCAGCCACCGCAACAGCAGCCAUCGCAACAGCAGCCACCGCAACAUCAGCCAUCGCAACAGCAGCCUCAGCAACAGCAGCCAUCGCAACAGCAGCCACCGCAACAGCAGCCACAGCAACAGCAACAGCAGCCAUGGCAACAUCAGCCACCGCAACAACAGCCACCGCAACUGCAGCCUCAGCAGCCACAGCAACAGCAGCCACCGCAACAGCAGCCACCGCAACAGCAGCCUCAGCAGCAGCAGCAGCAGCAGCAGCAAUCAUCAUCAGCCACAGCAGCAGCACCAGCAGCAGCACCAGCACCAUCACCAUCACCACCAGCAGCUUCCCCAGCAGCACCAUCACCAGCAGCACUAUCACCAGCAGCACCAUCACCAGCAGCACCAUCACCAGCAGCACCAUCACCAGCAGCAGCAUCACCAGCAGUAGCAUCACCAGCAGCACCAUCACCAGCAGCACCAUCACCAACAGCAGCUUCCCCAGCAGUAGCAUCACCAGCAGCAGCAUCACCAGCAGCAGCAUCACCAGCAGUAGCAUCACCAGCAGCACCAUCACCAGCAGCACCAUCACCAGCAGCAGCCACAGUAGCAGCCACAGCAGCACCAUCACCAGCAGCACCAUCACCAACAGCAGCUUCCCCAGCAGUAGCAUCACCAGCAGCACCAUCACCAACAGCACCAUCACCGGCAGCACCAUCACCAGCAGCCACAGCAGCAGCAGCCACAGCAGGACCAUCACCAUGGGGCUCUCCGGUAGUACAUUGGGUCCCGGUAGCACACUGGGUCCCGGUAGUAAAUUGGGUCCCGGAAGUAAAUUGGGUCCCGGAAGUACAUUGGGCAAUGCACUUGCCUGCGACCCGAGAGGUUGCGGGUUCGAGCCCAGCAGUCGCACAUCUCUGACGGCAAAAUCCCCACAACGCAGCUCACCAGAUCAAGGUGUGGGUUCUCUUCACUCAGCAGAGUCGAGUCGAGCGAGCUGCAACUCCCGGUGCCGGAAGGCGGGCUCACAACUUUCCAUGGCUACUUCCCCUUGUCUAACCGCCAAGAUGAAAAUAUAAGCCAACUGGCCGAAAUGGUUAAAAAUAAAAAGGAAAAAUCACCAGCAGCAGCCACAGCAGUAGCCACAGCAGCGGCCACAGUGGCAGCCACAGCAGCAGCCACAGCAGCACCAGCCACAGCAGCAGCAAGCACAGAGAGCUGCUGAGUAAAAAUAGCACAUCAGCGCCCCCACCUAGCUUCAACGACGGCUACCAAAUUGCUGGACUACCUUCGGGAUGCGGACAUUGACUCCAGCGGCUGCCAGCGGCCGUAUCGCUUGUACCAUCCGACUCUCAGUUCAUUGACAGUCACCUAAGCUUCAGCAGCACAGACCCUGGCGGCAGCAGCAGCAGCAGCGGUGACGCGGAUCUGGACGCCGGAGAGUGUCGUUGGUGAGCUAAUCAGUGCUACCUGAGUAGCCCUUGCUGAUCAACAUUACAGUAUGCCCAAAUUAUGCCAGUGAUUAUGCCAGUGAUUAUGCCAGUGAUUAUGCCAGUGAUUAUGCUGGAAUUAUGCCAGUGAUGGUGCAAUACUACAUGUCAUGUACAUGUAUGCUGCCGUCCAAUCUAAUGGUAUUGUGAACUCAGUACAACUGUUGGCACAGUACAAUGAUGGACAUAGUGGGUACUCAAUCUCCGUUAUGUAAAGCGGUUGCAUGUUCUUUCCUUUAUACAAAAUAACAGACUCGGAUGGAGAGCCAAUGAUUAGUUUUAUAAUACAGAAAAGGACCCAGGAACUACAUGUACAUCGCGUUAUCGCAUGUGCUCAUUGUCAAGUAACUGGUGUUAUUAGUGGACAUUUUAACUUAUGGCGUAACUUGUAGUUCUUUGGUCCUUUUCUUUAUACAAAAUGUACUUAUUACACAAUGUCAUAUACAUGAUUGUACCUAUGCAUUGUGUUUAAAUUUCAGUUUCCUUGCAGAUCUUGUUCACCCCUACUGUUGCUUGAAAGCAAAUCCAAAGUAUGAUCAACACUACAA
This is a messenger RNA of Sycon ciliatum, 4542 nucleotides long. Its product is annotated as transcription factor SPT20 homolog. Gene Ontology annotation, molecular function: RNA polymerase II cis-regulatory region sequence-specific DNA binding; DNA-binding transcription factor activity, RNA polymerase II-specific. The record is from RefSeq and is a predicted model, not a curated record. NCBI's taxonomy places the organism in Eukaryota, Metazoa, Porifera, Calcarea, Leucosolenida, Sycettidae. Gene Ontology annotation, biological process: regulation of transcription by RNA polymerase II. The transcript has a single exon. Bases 642 to 3425 code for a protein of 927 amino acids.